AUGCUUAAGGUUGAUUAAGAAGAAAUUCAUAUUUUAAAGGAUAGAGAUUAAUUAGAAUAAUUUAUUAGAGAAAGAAGAGAGAAAUAUUAAAAUAAUCUUGAUGAAAUUACUUCUAGUAUUAAUAGAUUGAAAACAUCGUAUUUUUCUGCUUAUUAAGUAAAAGGAGCUAAUGAUAUAGUUGAUACUCAUGUUAUGAAAUUAUUAGAAUAUGUAGCUGAAAGUAGGAUAUUUAUAAUGAGAAAAGAAUACUUAGUUUGUUAAAUUAUAAGAUGCUUAAAAAUAGAUUGUUAAAGAUGUUAAAACAAAGUUAACUUAAGCUAAGAAAUUAACAUAAAAAUUCCGUAAAAAUGUUACACCUUAAGGUCCUAUGACUUUGAUCAAAUAUUUAACAGAAAAAAUAAAUGAUUUUUAAGUUUUAUUACCAUUAGUUAGAGUAUUCUCUAAUCCAGAUAUGAAAAAAAGACAUUGGGAAGAGAUUUCUUAAAUUAUGGGAUUUCCAGUUAGACCAGAUAAAGAAUAAUAACUUUCUAAAUUAAUUGAAUGUAAAAUUUGAAGAAAUAUCUUAUUCUGUUACUAAAGAAUAUUAUUUGGAAAAGAUUUUAAAUAAAAUGCAAAAAGAUUGGGAUAUCGUAAUUACUGAACUUAAACCAUAAAAAGAUACAGGUAAAUUUAUUUGCAAAUAGUUUUGAAAGUAGAAAAGCUGAAUGAAAAGCAUUUUUAUAUUAUACAUAACCAUUAUUUGAUUAUUUGAAAGUAUAAGGUGUUUGGAUGUAUUUGGAACUAGUAUUUACAAGUUCGGAUAAUUUGAAACAUACUUUGCAAUGGAAUGUACUAGAUUUAAGAAGUUGCUGCAAGUUAGAUAUCUAUUAUGAAUAAAGUGAAUUCAAAUCCUAAAGUGAUUGA
Messenger RNA from Paramecium sonneborni, 903 nucleotides. The record is from the annotation of a GenBank genome assembly. Lineage: Eukaryota; Ciliophora; Oligohymenophorea; Peniculida; Parameciidae.